AUGUCAAUGCCAAUCGAUACGGAUGAUCAAGCGAUAAAUCAUUUAUUGACCGUACUGGCGCAGGAUAAGUCAGUAUCCAGUCCCGCUGUUUUAAACAACCUGGUGUAUUACACUCCGAGAACAAAAUCAGUGCCACAGCUAAUCCGCUUGGUCAAUGCAAUAUUUAAAGGUACUAGCAGACCAGAGUUUAAUGUUCUGGAGCUUUUUGAGAUGUCACAAGCCAUUGCUCAAUGGAAACUGGAAAUUUCGGAACCUGCGAUUCCUCCUGCAGAGUUCUAUAAGAUCUGGGAUUCCUGCUUUAGAGAAUGCUACUCAUGGACGAGGUCCAAACUGUCUAUUCUCGCAGGAAUCUUGAGCACGAGAGAGAACUUCAGGUCUCUAGAAACCGGCAAUUUCAUCGAUGACUCUCGGCAGAUAAUAAAACUAUAUGAUAGUUGGAAGCGGGAUAUAUUCAUUCCAACGUGGUGCGAGUUUGUCAAGAGGUCUAAUAGAGAUAUUGCGAGCCUAAUAUUGAUCUAUGCUGCUAUAAGUUCCCCGUCUGACGCCUGCAGGUAUGGUUUCUUGCCGUGGAACGUUGUUACUAUCCACUUAUCACGGCUGUUCCUGCGACAUAUGACUGCUCCCGGCCAAGCAGAACCUUUCUUCGAGAAGAAUCUCAGCCGAAUGGCAAAAACGUUGCAAACCUCCUUGACAAAGAGUGACAAGUCUGUUGUUAGCGAUUUUCUAUCAUUGUUGUGCAGAGGGUCAUACGAUCUAGCCUUUUUCGAGCUUCGAAAUCAGACGCAAACGAAGGAUUAUUCGAAGCAGUACUACUCACACGUUCUUUUUACCGCCGUCGUGUCCCUCAAUUCAAUCUUACAAACGACGGCUAAAGCGCCGACUUCCUGGUAUGCUCAAGUUGUUAUGAUUCUAUUCAACCUCAAUUUCAUAGCUGAGGACAUAGGGAUCGUUGGGUUUGACUCUUACCAGAGUGUUUAUGAGAUAGUGUGCAAGGGGAUCACCCUGGCAGACGACCAGGCGGUAUAUUAUGAUACUGUGAAGGUCAUGAACGGCAACAUAUGGGGUGGUACAUGGAGCGGGAACAAGGUCAACCGAGCAAAGUUGCUCUUCAUGCUGAGGUUUAUGGGAUCUACCCUUUCCGAGCUGUCAUCGAUUCCCAUUCCUUUCAUCAACGAUUUCAUCCAGCCCUUGCAGAAAGUGUACAUGGAUUCGACAGAGGAAGACAUAAGAGAAUCGGCCCACAUUAUGACUCUGUCAAUUUUCAGCAGUCAUAACAACGACGCCGACUUUCUGCGAUGGGAGUGCCAAAACUACCUGCCAUAUCUGGAUCUCUCCACGAAUCAAUUCUUGCGGCAGAAGAUAUCUGACAAACAGCUCAUCUUGAUUUACCAGAAGAUGUCCUCUCAACUGCCCAUCCUACAACAUGUGGACGGACAUUUGUCGAGGGAAGCACUCCAUUACACAUAUCUAACGAUUCUAAACUGUCCUCCACAGCAGUUGAAGGAGCAAGCUGUACUCCUGAAAUGCUUGAUAUUCCAAAUACUAUAUUCGAACGAGCACCAUUUGGUUGAUUGGCUGGACACUACACAGGAAUUACUGUCAUCGAUCAAGUUUACAAACGAACAAAGACACGAUAUUAUAACCACUCUCUGGGACGUCGUAUCGCACAGCAAAUCCGACGUGGCUUUCAAGUGGUGGUACGGCAGGUUGGAUGCCAUAAGAAGUAGAUUGUAG
Torulaspora globosa is the source of this 1734-nucleotide messenger RNA. RefSeq names its product Pex8p (gene PEX8). Bases 1 to 1734 code for a protein of 577 amino acids. Lineage: Eukaryota; Fungi; Ascomycota; Saccharomycetes; Saccharomycetales; Saccharomycetaceae. The record is from RefSeq and is a predicted model, not a curated record. The transcript has a single exon.